AUGAGCGAGCCGAACCUCUUCCGGAUGACCGACUCCCUCGCGGACAGGACCUUCUCCUUCGCGCCGGCGGAGACCCCUCCCCUGUCGCCCUCCCCCGCGGGCAGGGGCGGCGGCGGCGGCGGCGGGUCCGGCCGCGGCUUCGAGAGGAAGGUUAGGUCGGUUUCGGACUCGUUCGGGCCGCAGCUUUCAGCGGGGAAGGGAUCAGGAGGAGGAAGCUAUAGGGGUGGGGACGGCGGCGACGGUGAUCCGGCGGCGGCGGUACAGAUGCCGCUGCCCGGGCCCAAGAAAGCCAUCAGCCAGAGGCAGUUCUUCCGGCCCGUUUCGAUGUCGUCGUCGGUUUUCAACGAGAGCCCCAUUCCAGAUAUUCUCCGACGGCGACUGGCGGGGGAGGUGCGGCACGGGCUCUCGCAGGCCGAGUUCGCGGUGAGGCGGGACGGGAAGCUGUUGCUGGCAACGGUGGGGCUGCCCGCCCGAGGGAAGACGUACAUCGCUCAGAGCAUCAAGCGGCACAUGGACUGGUUCGGCCUCCGCACGGAGAUUUUCAACGCCGGAAACUACAGGAGGAAAUUUCCGGAGGGCAGGAACGCGUCGGCCGACCUUUUCGACCCUUUGAACGCCGAGGGUGCCAAGCUUCGGCAGCACUGCGCAGAGCUGGCGUUAAACGACGCGCUGGAUAGCCUUGCUUCGGAGGAGCAGGGCGUGUACAUCGCGGUCUUAGACGCGACCAACACCACCAAAGAGCGACGAGCGUGGAUCAGGGACACGGUAGAGGCGCACGAAGGCCACGUCAAGCUGGUGUGCGUGGAGACUGUGCUGACGGACGAGAAAAAGGUGUGGGACAAUGUCAAGGAGGCCAAGCUUAAGAGCCCAGAUUACACAGGGAUGACACCGGAGGAGGCCAUGGAGGACUUCUUCAAGCGGAUAGCCGCCUACAAGAGCGUUUACGAGCCUUGUCAGCAGGAAGAGGGUAUCCCUUUCAUCCGACUCACCAACGCCGGCGAGCAAGUGCUAGGCUUCAAGACGCAGGGGUUCCUGUGCGCCCGCAUCAUGCAGCUGAUAGAUAGUCUUCGCCUCAGCUUGAGACCCAUCCUCCUGACUCGUUGUGGGGAGUGCGAGUUCGAGGCUCAGGGACGGAUCGGAGGCGAUAGCCGGCUCACCCCUGUGGGGCACUUGUACGCCGAGGCUUUGGCUCGAGGAUUGCUCCAGGGCCGCAAGCGGUAUGGCAUCCUUCCCGUAGUCUGGACUUCCACCCGGUUACGAGCGAGACAAACAGUGAUCGGCCUGCAGUCUGCCGUCAACGACGCCAAUGAGGAGGCAAUAGCAGAGGGGGGGGGCAGUGAGGACGGGGGAGAAGACCAGGGUAACGGCGGCGGCGCCGGCGGCGCCGGCGGGGACGGUCGUCGUGGCAAGGGGUCAGGCUCCCUGCUGCGCGACUUGGACGUGCUGGAGGUGUCCGCUCUAGACGAGAUCGAUGCCGGAGCUUUGGAGGGAAUGUAUGCCGAAGAUUUCGCGAAGCACUACCCCGAGCAGCACAAGAAGAGGGUGGCCGACAAGCUUAACGUUAAGUUCCCUGAUGGAGAGAACUACAGGGACGUGUUCGCGCGACUGGAGUCGCUCUUGCUUGAGAUGGUUGCGGAGCCUCAGCCCGUUGUCGUGGUCGCGCAUCUCGCCGUUCUUCGGGUGAUCUACGGGUACUUGAAGGGGGUCGAGCCUGCCCAGUGCCCACACCUGAAGAUCCCCAUGCACUGCGUGGUACAGCUGAAUCCCAAGGGGUACGGGUACGAAGAGUGGAGACACUACCCCCUCAUGGACAACGAGAUCGACGAAGAGCAGCCCACGCGGAGGGUAACAUCCUGAGACACGCCGCUGGGGAAGAACAAUGAAGAACGAAGAUGGUCUCCCUUAGCAGAAGAUGGCCGUUCUGCAUGUAUUUAUUGGUUGGUUGGUCGGGCAAUCAUGGUUCCGACUGGGAUGAUCGAGGUUGUUCGACGUAAGCUGCGGUUCUGUUGUUUGUUGUUUUGGGCUCUCGUGAUGGGGGCACACACCUGGGUGCGAUAGCGCCGCAGUCUUUCGAUUCAUCCACGCGCCAUCUGUCGGUCUUGGUAGUAGGUAACGAGUAUUUGAUAGUCCUCUUGGAUAGAUAGAGAGAGGAGGAUCGAGAAGGCAAGCAUCUCAUGGUGGAGGAAUGUUUCGCUACAAGCUCUCUCUGUUUUCUUAAUUGUCUUCGUCACAUACAAAUGUUCCAUGUUUUUUUUCUUUUAUUCAUAAAUUUAUCACGCUUGCUCUUGUCUACGGGAGAAGCAGAGGGAAACACAUCCUCCGAAGGUGCGGUGUUCCUCAGCGCUCAGGUUUCUCCCUGCCUGUCUCUAUUUUUCUUUCGUUAGCUGUGUUUAGAGGUACAACAAGUGCGCUUUUUUCUUUUGAUAAGAGGAGAGUGCCGCAUGUUUAUUCUCACGGCGGGGCUGGCUGACUGCUGCUGCUUGUCUUUCUUGGAACGUGCUGCUUUGUCCCCAUUUUUUUUUUUUUUUGCUGUACCGUAUACAACCCCUCGACGUAUUUUUCUGGUAGAAUGUCCAGAGUGAAAGGAAGCACUCAACGUCACUUUUUCGCGAUUUCCUAGACAUGGUUCGCUCGGAGAUUCCACCGGCGGUGGGCAUGGUAAAGUGCGGGUAGAUGGAAGUGAGGGUGAACCGGCGUGGUACUACCGCACUCACCGUGUCUCCAGCCUGCCGUCGAACACCGUGUCAAGCCAGCCCGUGUUAGUUGGAGGGCAGGCGCUAAUUGCGAGCUGAACGAAAAACGGUUCCUCUGCCCACGAAGGCACGGGAGUGAGGAGUGCUGUCUCGAGUCUGUUGUUGCUGUGGAUCAGGUUGCUGUCUGUUCGGUCGGAACGCGAAUACAUCGCCUCUCCUCUUCUCAUGGUCGGUUUGGGGUUCACCCAUACCAAUACCAAUACGAACACCCUUCAACAAAGCGUAAGAAGGUGUCUCGUUCUGUGGCACGCGUGUAGUAGUAAGUAUCCGGAAGCGCAGCUUCCAGACAGCUGGGUGGACGUACGGUGGCAAAAAUUGAGACCAACACCGGGCUAAAACCAACAAGCAACCUCAUCCGACAAGAGAUUUCGGAGAGAUUUUUCUGAGUCCGUUUUGCUUCCUUUUUUGUUUCUCUAGGUAGAGUAUGUACCAUUGUUUUGAGUAUGUACCAUUGUUCUUUGGGUACUUGAGCGUAGUUGACCUGUGAAGGCGUCCGUCCGAGUCAGUUGGACCGGUACAAAUGUUAAAGGGGUACUGAGCAG
This is a messenger RNA of Ectocarpus siliculosus, 3295 nucleotides long. The record is from the annotation of a GenBank genome assembly. NCBI's taxonomy places the organism in Eukaryota, Phaeophyceae, Ectocarpales, Ectocarpaceae.